Cheilinus undulatus (humphead wrasse) is the source of this 7767-nucleotide messenger RNA. It is a transcript of the gene sec24c, whose product is annotated as SEC24 homolog C, COPII coat complex component. The transcript is spliced from 25 exons. Bases 154 to 3927 code for a protein of 1257 amino acids. Gene Ontology annotation, biological process: COPII-coated vesicle cargo loading; intracellular protein transport; endoplasmic reticulum to Golgi vesicle-mediated transport. The record is from RefSeq and is a predicted model, not a curated record. Gene Ontology annotation, cellular component: endoplasmic reticulum exit site; COPII vesicle coat. Lineage: Eukaryota; Metazoa; Chordata; Actinopteri; Labriformes; Labridae. Gene Ontology annotation, molecular function: zinc ion binding; SNARE binding.
UGUCCGCUUCUGAUACCAAGGAGGGAUUAGUGAGAAACACCCCGGGACGACAUCGACUACACAGUUUGUCGGCCACCGGGUUUCACAGUUUAUCCCAAACAGAGGAUAGCCUUACUAUUCAGCACACUUUGAGGUUUUAGGGAUGAACUGAGGAUGAAUGUAAACCAGCACACUCCAAUGGCCUCUUCAUACGGCCAGCCUCAGCCAGGCUAUGGCCAGCCAGGGGGCUACGCACCUCUGGACGGGGGAUACCCCGCUCCUUACGCACCCUAUAAUGGCCCUGCUUCAGCUUACCAGCCCGGGCCUCCACCACAAGGUUACUCUCCUUUCACAAGCUUUCCCUCUAAGGCUGUGGCUGCCAACCCAGUCUCUGACCUCUCCUCUCCUCUUGACUUAGGUCCUGUCAGGGGUCCUCCGGUCUCUGGAGCACCUCCAGUGUCAGCACCUCAAGCGUAUAAUCAGUACAGUCACAGUCAGGGAGACAUGCAGAAUGGGCCCCCACCUAUGACACAAGCACCAACCAGGCCUGCUGUGUCUCAGCCAUACAACCAGGCAGGGAUGAACAUGACAGGGCCACCCCACCCCUCCUACCCUCAACACUACGGUCCCCCACCCACAAUGCAUCAGGUCACUAACCAGAUGAGUGGGAUGCAGGUCAACUCUGGGCCACCAACCCCUGCUGGACCGGGAUACGCCCCGCCUCACAGCUCUCAGCCUCCUGCAAGCACCGCCUACUCUGCUGCACCUCCACCUUCCUUCUCCCAGGCACCUCCCCCUACAUCCUCAGCCCCCACUCAGCCUCCUCCUCCCAGCGGCCCUGCAGCUCCUCAGCAAUACUAUGGAGGCCCUCCACCUCCUUCUCAGCAGCCAUUUAACUCCUCUCUUCCCCCUACCUCUCAGCCGCAGUUCACCUCCUCUGCUCCAGCACCUCCUCCCUCUCAGCAAACCUUCCCCCCCUCGUCCUACUCAGGUCCUGUGCCUCCAACCAGCCAAGCCUCUGCUCCACCUGUCUCUCAGCCGCAGCAGCCCUUCCCUCCCCCAGCCCAGCCCCCCUUCUCCUCAGCGCCUCCUCCCGUCAGCCAGCCUUCCUUCACCCCUGGACCACCUCCCCCUAAUCAAGGCUCCUUCCCACCCAGAGGACCACCUCCAACCUCUCAACCAGGGUCUUUCCCUCCUCCUGGUCCUCCUCCAACUUCACUUUCCUCUGGCCCCUACCCAGGCCAGAUGCCACCCCAACAGCAGCCCCCUCCAUCCCAGCCAUCCCCUUACCACUCAGGUCCACCUCCUCCUCCCGGUGCUCAGAUGCCUCCAACCUCCAUGGCUCAGAGCAACCACCUGCCUCCAGGACCACCUGGCCCCCCUGGGCCCCUGCAGCAGGCUCCACCUCAGCCAGGCAUGCCAGGAGGAUUUCCUCCUCAGCAGAACGGUGCGUUUGGGCAGGUGAGAGGUCCUCAGCCUGGCUAUGCAGGUCCGUAUCCUGGGCAACCAAACUAUGGAGCCCCUGCACCAGCACCAGCUCCUGCUCCGCCUGCACAGAAAAGACUCGACCCAGAUGCCAUUCCUAGCCCGCAAGCGUCUGACAUGCCGGCUGUGCAGAAAUCAAGACAUAGAAUAGAUCCAGAUGCUAUCCCCAGCCCAAUCCAGGUCAUAGAGGACGACAAGGCUAAGUGUACUGAGCCGUUCACCACAGGGGUAAGAGGUCAGGCCCCACCGCUGGUCACCACCAACUUCCAGGUCAAAGACCAAGGGAACGCCAGUCCAAGGUUUAUCCGCUGUACGGCCUACAACAUGCCUUGCACAGCCGACAUGGCCAAGCAGUCUCAGGUGCCACUGGCUGCUGUCAUCAAGCCACUCGCCACGCUGCCACCAGAUGAGAGCCCUCCGUACCUGGUGGACCAUGGUGAGGGCGGUCCAAUCCGCUGCAACAGGUGCAAGGCCUACAUGUGCCCCUACAUGCAGUUCAUCGAGGGAGGCCGUCGCUUCCAGUGUGGCUUCUGCAGCUGCGUCACAGAGGUGCCUCCACAUUACUUCCAGCAUCUGGACCACACUGGGAAACGAGUGGACUGCUACGACAGGCCAGAGCUUUCGCUGGGCAGCUAUGAGUUCCUGGCAACUGUGGACUACUGUAAGAAUAAUAAGCUCCCUCAGCCUCCAGCCUUCAUCUUUCUUAUCGAUGUUUCCUACAACGCUGUGAAGAGCGGCAUGGUCAACAUCGUCUGCCAGGAACUCAAGACUCUGCUAGACUAUCUGCCAAGGGAAAACCCAGAGAUGGACUCUGUGGUGCGAGUCGGUUUCGUCACCUACAAUAAGGUUUUGCAUUUCUACAACGUGAAGGGGAGCUUGGCCCAGCCUCAGAUGUUGGUGGUGUCAGACGUGUCAGACAUGUUCGUACCCCUGCUGGACGGCUUCCUAGUCAACGUGAAUGAGAGCCGGCUAGUUAUCGAGAGUUUGUUGGACCAGAUCCCAGAGAUGUUUGCAGACACCAGGGAGACAGAGACGGUGUUUGGACCUGUCAUCCAGGCGGGGCUGGAAGCACUCAAGGCUGCGGACUGUGCAGGGAAGCUGUUUGUGUUUCACACGUCUCUGCCCAUCGCAGAAGCUCCAGGAAAACUAAAGAACAGAGAAGACAAGAAGCUGAUUGGGACGGAUAAAGAGAAGUCUCUGUUUCAGCCCCAGGUGAGUUUCUAUAACUCUCUGGCUAAGGAGUGUGUCGCUCAGGGCUGCUGCGUGGAUCUCUUCCUCUUCCCUAACCAGUAUGUGGACGUUGCUACGUUAGGGGUGGUCCCUGUCUCAACUGGAGGAUCAGUCUACAAAUACACAUACUUCCAGGCUCAAGCAGACAGGGAGCGAUUCCUUAACGAUCUCAGACGAGACGUUCAGAAACUCGUAGGCUUCGAUGCUGUUAUGAGGGUGCGGACAAGCACAGGCAUCCGGGCGACAGACUUCUUUGGCUCCUUCUUCAUGAGUAACACCACAGACGUGGAGCUGGCCGGGCUAGACUGUGACAAAGCCAUUACUGUCGAGUUCAAGCACGAUGACAAGCUCAGCGAGGAGACAGGGGCUCUCAUGCAGUGUGCUGUGCUUUACACCAGCUGCAGCGGUCAAAGGCGUCUCCGAGUUCACAACAUGGCAGUCAACUGCUGCUCUCAGCUGGCUGACCUCUACCGAAACUGUGAGACCGACACAAUCAUCAACUUCUUCUCUAAAUAUGCUUUCCGUGGCAUCCUAAACAACCCCACUAAAGCAGUGAGAGACACGUUGAUCAACCAGUGUGCUCAGAUUCUGGCCUGCUACAGAAAGAACUGUGCAAGCCCCUCGUCAGCUGGUCAGCUGAUCCUCCCAGAGUGCAUGAAGCUGCUGCCCGUCUAUCUGAACUGCGUGCUGAAGAGCGACGUGCUACUGCCAGGAGCUGACGUCUCACUGGACGACAGAGCGUACCUGAGACAGCUCAUCAGCUGCAUGGAUGUCGCAGAGAGUCACGUCUUCUUCUACCCUCGCCUGCUGCCAAUAAUGAAGUUGGAAAGCGGUUCAUUGCCGGUGGCGGUGAGAGACUCUGAAGAGAGGCUGUCUAAAGGUGGUGUUUAUCUCCUGGAGACGGGGCUCCACCUCUUCCUGUGGGUGGGAGCGAGUGCUCAGCAGGAGCUGCUGCUCAACAUCUUCGGCACGCCGAGCUUCGGCCAGAUUGACCCGAGCAUGUCGAGCCUACCGGUGCUGGAUAACCCGUUCUCUCAGAGACUCCGAGAGAUCAUCGACUCCUUUAGAGCUCAGAGAUCACGAUACAUGAAGCUGGUGGUGGUGAAACAGGAAGACAGAACCGAGCUGAUUUUCAGGCACUUCCUGGUAGAAGACAAGAGCGCCAGCGGUGGAGCGUCAUACGUGGACUUCCUGUGUCACAUGCACAAGGAGAUCCGCCAGCUUCUCAGCUAGGCUGGCGUAGUCCCACCUUCACCUUUAUAACCCCCCCACCAGAUUCACCUUCCUUGUGAGAGAAAGCGCUUUAUCUUUUUUUUUUUUUUUUUUUUUUUUUUAACCUGGUAUACUAAAGCUCUCCUCGGAUCCCAUCGUGCGUGUGUUCGUUUGCGUGAACGUGUGCGUGAGAGAUAGAGAGUCUGACGAUAAUAGAGCUUUACUCUGCCUCAAAUCUCCCGCUCCAACACAGCAGGAGCGAAAUAACUGACAAGGGAGAGUAAUGUAUAUACACAAGUGAACAAUAAUGUAUGCAACAGACUGAGCGAGUGACGGAGACGGCUGGUGUUGACUGUAGUUGGUGUACUGUCUGUAUUAUGAGCACUGAAAGGCUGAUCUUGGCGUGUAAUCUUCCGUCAGAUAGCUAACACUUUUUAUAUGAUUGAUUCCCAAAAGAGUGAAGGACACCGACAUACUGAGAAAUACAUGGAAUUACAUGCUGUUUUUUCUGUCUCUAUUUCUCCUUUUAAUCAUGGCCUUAGUCCCCCUUCCUCCCCAUGCUGCUCCAAUCAUCCAUAAGAUGUGUGUAUGUGUGUGUGUUUACAGAGGUGAGAUGGUUAGCCGCUCAGUCUUUACUUCCAAGUGUGUCCAGGUGUCCGCAUCGAAAUUUAAGGCCAUGUUUACACAACUAUGCACUGAAAACUGACUCACUUUUUAUCCGUUUAAAAAAAGUUCAUCAUUUAGAUGACUUUUUUUUUGUUAAUAGUCACGUGCACAAACAGCUGAAAACAUUGUGGUUUACAUGCCAGGCCAGUAGGAAGCGACAUGACUUAGUAAGAAGCUGCUGUGAGCAUAUAUAUAUAAACAUACAAAAAAUGGACAAUGAAAUUGGGUUGCUACUCUAAGUAUGCCGCAACAGAGUCAUCUUGAAGGUGAUUUGCCGUUGUUGUUAUAGUCCACCGCUUUACACGCCGGUAUUGCUAGAAUGAAUCAUAUGUGCUAAAAGUCUCCACUCUCAGAGGGAACUCCAUAUUUCCUGUUUACAUGACUAGGAAAACAGUGGCCUUUCAACAGUUUGCACUGUAGAAACCCAUCCCUUAAAACCUUACGGUUUUAGGCACACCAAAUGCUGUUUUCAGAUGAAAUCGUUGUAUAAACAUGGCCAUGUAGGGACAUUUCUGUAUUUUUGAAGCUGGGUUGUAUAAAGAACUGGUUCAACACUGGUCCAAUGUCAAGACCAAGCAAUAUCUCCUCAACAAAAUUUUGCAAUCAUAAACAAAUAUUUUCAUAAAAAAUGGGUCAGUUUGACCUGAAAUGGUACAUCAGAAAACAGGGAUGGAGGCUUGUCCUUCAAAAUAAGACCAAAUCAUCAUUUUCUUCCUGUUUGUGUUUUUUUGCAGGCAUACAUCCACAACCCUCUGAAAAUGGCUUUGUGACCCAGUUUAGGUCUUGACCCACCAGAUCAGAACCACUGGUAUAAAGUACUUGGUAAUAGUUAUGAUAUUUUAUGAUGUUGUUCCUUUAAGGAGAGCUCACUUAGGGCAUAGGCAAGGAAGCAAGGCCAGUGGUUCAGCUGGUGGGUUACAAAUGUGUGCCAGGGGAAAAAAAAAAAAACAACAAAAAAAAAAAAAAUUGAUGCACGGAAGCCCAAAGUAGACACAUGGUAUACCUAUGCAUACAUUUUUGUAGGUUUUCCAUAAAUGGCAAGUAACUUUCUGUCUUUUUCUCAAGGUUUCAACAUAUUAAUUUCCUUUUUCCCAAAUUACAAAAAUGUUUUUCCUGCGAUAAUGAGGAAGUUCCUCUGAAAAAUGACAAAAAUUCCGUGCCAUCUAGAAAAAGAUUGAGUGAAAUUGGUCACUGUGUUUGAUGGCCAAUGGAUGUUUAGGAUUCAAAUGAGAAAUCAUACGUUAAGAAAAGAGCUGUUUCUCAGUCACCGUUUAAAAAUAGGAAAACAUGACAUGGAAAUAACAUACCUUCAACCCUUUUGGGAUCAAAAAAUGGAAAAUAAAAACUAUUGUUUUGUGUUUUCCAUUUCCUAUUUUUUGUUUUCUUGUUUCUCUUUUUUUUCAUUUUCCAGAAAAUAUGGCAAUACAUGAGUAAUGGUUUGUUUUUCAUCUAACUGUCAAAUAACGGAACACUGGUGAUGUAACAUUCUUUUCUUCAGAACACCUGCAGCAGGUGGCACGUACAGGAAAUAAAAAGUUACACCACCACGGUUCCGUUCUUUGAUCUUUUUUUUUUUUUUUUUAAGCAAAAGAGGAGCAAAGAGUGUCUCAUUUAUUUCAGUUCUUUUUGGAAAAUGAUGAAAGAGAAACAGAAAAAAAAGAUGUAAUAGAAAAUGAAAAAUGGUUUGAUUUGUAGUUUUCUCUGUUUUGAUCCCCAGUUUAAUAUGAACUGCCUUAAAGGGCAAAAGGCAGGUAUUUUCCCUUUUUUGCACUCCUAUUUUUUGAAUGGCUACUGGGAAACGGCUUGUUUCUUGAUUUUGGAUUUUUCAUUUCAAAUUAAAAAUCUGUUGGCUGUGAAAUACACUAACCAUGUUUGCAUGGAUGCCCAAUGUGUUGAGAAUCACAGGCACAGCAGUCUUGAGUAAUUUUUGCAUCACUAGAACGGGAUAAAAUCAAUGUCAGAAACAUUCUGAAGUUCUUCAUAUUCACUAUUUUACAUUGAAGCAAAUAGGCUAUGUGUUCUUGUCAGCACGCUCUCCUUACAGGGGCACACAAACUGACGCCUCUUGUGGCGAAAACUACUAUUACAAAGUACUUUACAAACCCAACUUCAAAGUACAGAAAUUUCCCUUCAAUUUGUAGUCUAAAGACUUUUCUCCAGCAGAAAGCAUCAAAGAAUUGUCUCAAAAUGUAUCAAAUCUGAAUAUUAUCCCCAAAUAAACUACAAAUGUGAAGGUUCACAAUCAUAACAGUGAUUGAUGUGAUCUGUGUUUGAUUUAAAACAGUCUUAGUUGAGUUUAGUUAUCAAUGCUCAGAUUUCUGAGCACUAAUGAUCCAGUUGUGCAUGUUAGGAGAGGACGCUUUCAUUAGAUUAAAGUCUAUGCAGCUACAAAAGGCUAGAAACAAAACGAAAUGAAGAAUAAAAGAAAUCAGACAGGUGUGAACUUUUGAUUUCUGCAUCAGAGUUAUUGGAAAUCCUUGGUGGAUAAUGAUCUUGUCUGUUUGAUGGCGUGAAGUGCUGCAGACUUUAUAUUAAUUUAAAAAAAGUUUUGAUGUUCAAAAUUGUAUAAAACCCAGUUUCCAGCAGACAGAAGUGAGCAGAGAAAGAGUGGACAAAUGGACGUGAGUUUGCUUAUCUUGAGUUGUCUCCGCACUGAUGAUCUGCUCGGUGUGUAAAUAAAAUAUAUAAUCUGUACAGAAUUAAUAGAAAUAACGAUUUUAAAGACCUGCCUGAGCAGCUGCGGGUUGUUGACGGUUGGUUUCUCUGUCACAAAAGUCUAAAUAUAAAAUCAUGACUUUUACUAAAGAAAGGAAGACGCCUUGGCUGGCUUUUUGAUAUGUUUGUGUACGUGUGAAUGCGAGGUGCGACUGUGUGUGGAUGUGUGAACGUGGAUGUGGGGUCGGUCCUGGUGAAUUUCUUCUGAGGAACAGAGGGAUCAGCCAACGCACACAUAUACACACAGUCUCUACCCAUGAGAUUAAAUUCAGUCUUCAUUUAUCACUUUCCGUUCCUUUUUUAACAAUGUCACCCUGUUUGUUUGGUGUGCGUCGCCCUCUGUUCCGUCUUUACGUUCUCUGGCUCUGAUUGGCCCGCUGUCUCAACUGUGAUCUUCAUUUCUGUUCCUUUCUUUUCUUUGAUUUGUGUUUUUUUCAUUGCCUCUUGGGACUGCUAAUAAAAUGAUUGUUGAAAGUGAAA